UUUGUUAUACUCUAACUGCCGAAAAUCAGUGAGGUUGAUAUAAUAAUGGCUUUGGCUUUUUUCCGCAGCGAACCCAUGGAGCUGUGCCAUUUGUUACUACACAUAGAUGGUGCCUUCGACUAUAUGAUGCAUUUGGGUCACCUGGGUAUGGUCCAGUUCAACAAUGUUUAUGAUGAGGACCGUAUUCUGAAUGGACUCUUCACUAAGCAAGUUCAACAUUGUCAUGAGCUGCUACGCAUUGUGCAGUACCUGAUGGAUCAAAUGGCGCAGGUGGACAUUAAGGAGAUAUUUUAUCCGGACGUGGACGUUGAAAACAUAAUGCGUGAGACUGAUUUGCAGGACUAUGAUCGUCAGUUGCGUGAACUACAGACCAGUGCCCAUCAAGUAAUGGAGCACUACCAUACGCUGGAGAAGCGAAAGUACUAUUUAAUAGAGUGGCGCUUUGCACUGACCAAGGCCGAUCGAUUUUUGGCCAUGGACGGAACAAAAGGUAGUCAAUUACUCUAUUCUGAAAGCACCAUAGGAAGAUUGAUAAAGGAUCAGUCGGACGGCGAGCCAGGCUUGACGAAUCUAAACUAUUUGGUUGGCUCUAUACAUGCCAAUAGGUACGAGGCCUUUGAACUAUUGCUCUUUCGCAUAUUUGGUCGCAACCUGAUACUGCGCCAUGUCGAGCUUCCCGAGCCAGUCAUUGAAGUGCAUGGCAAUCGUAUACAGCUGGUGCGCAAGUAUGUCCUCCUGAUGGUUACUGCCACAAUGAUGUGGCGCCCAAAGCUAAUGAGAUGCUGCCACGCCUUCCACGUCACAAUCUUUGAGUGUCCCGAAACACCAAGUGCUCGGAGACUGAAACUCGAAGAGGUUCAAAAAGAUAUUGACGAUAUAAAUUUAGUCUUAGACGAAUCCAAUCAGCUCAGGGUGCGAGUCCUAAACUUUGCAGCGGCAGAUCUAUACAUCUGGCGCAUUAACUUGCAGAAGGCUAAAAAAAUCUAUGAUCUGUUGAAUCGGAUGAGUCCCGUGGGUGGUAUAGAUCAUCGCAAGUAUCUGCAGGCGGAGUGCUUCGUGCCGGCUUCUCAUGUGAACGAGGUGCGGCAGACACUGCGUAAUACAGCCAAAGAUCACGAUGGUCUUUUUUUCCCACCUAUCUUGCUUAGAAGCAGUCGCAAAAUGAGGCACACACCUCCAACCUACUUUCGUUUGAACAAGUUUACGCAAGGUUUUCAGAAUCUCAUUGAUGCAUACGGCAUGGCGGACUAUAGAGAGAUUAAUCCGGCUCCAUACACGAUCAUUACAUUCCCCUUUCUGUUUGCCAUUAUGUUCGGAGAUAUGGGCCACGGUACUUUAAUGGUAUCCUUUGCCUGCAUACUGAUCCUGCGGGAGAAAUCCAUUGAAACGAAGCGUCGCACGACCACAGACGAAAACGAAAUACUGAAUCUUUUAUAUUCCGGUCGCUAUAUUGUUCUACUUAUGGGUCUAUUCUCCGUUUAUAUCGGCCUGAUCUACAAUGAUACGAUGUCGAAAGCGAUCAACAUCUUUGGCUCAAGCUGGAGUUGCGUCUAUAAUGAAACCGUCAUAGCACAUAUGACAGGCGAGCUCGUAUUCAAUCCAUCUAGUAGACGAUUCUAUUCAGGAAACCCUUACCCGAUAGGCAUGGAUCCCAUAUGGAAGGCCUGCGGCGAGGACUCAAUUACAACUUUCAACUCACUAAAGAUGAAAAUGGCCAUUACAUUGGGCAUAGUCCAGAUGAUGUUUGGUCUGACACUGUCGGCCAUAAACUGUGUCUUACUCAAACGCACGGCCGACUUGCUAUUGAUUGUUAUACCUCAGUUUAUAUUCAUGAUCUGCCUGUUCUGCUACCUGGUAUUUCUUGUUUUCUACAAAUGGGUGACGUACGGUGGCUUGAAAAAAAAACCAUACCACUCCGCCUGCGCACCCUCAGUGCUGAUCACCUUUAUAGACAUGAUGCUGAUGAAAACGACUCAAUUGCCCGAUCCGAAGUGCCCGAAAGGCAUGUUUCCGAAUGAGCGACUGAUCGAGUAUAUCUUGGUUUUUAUAGCAUUUGCCACUGUGCCCGUUCUUUUAGCCGGCAAGCCGAUUUAUUUGACAAUAAAGCAACGGUCGCUAGAGAAGAAGCGAAAACGUGAACGCGAUCUCACCGAACUGAGGCAGAAGGGCCGUGAGGCCAUCAAAGAAAUGCGCACGUCUAUGCGUUACAGCAUCGGAUACGAAGAAAAUACCCCAUCACGUAAACAAUCACAACAAAAGAUGAAAACAGCCAAGGAAGUCGAAUUCGAUAAGUCUGAAAUAUGGAUACACUCAGGCAUUCACACCAUCGAGAGCGUACUCGGCUCGGUAUCGCACACGGCUUCCUACUUGCGUUUGUGGGCCUUGUCGCUGGCCCACGAUCAGCUUUCCGAUGUACUGUGGCACAUGAUCUUGUCCAAAGGAUUACAUAGUCGCAUGCCCCACUACAUUGGCAUUCCAGUUCUCAUAGUGGCCUUUCUUAUCUGGGCAGUCCUUACAGUGGCCAUACUCGUUAUGAUGGAGGGCUUGUCGGCUUUUCUGCAUACGUUGCGUCUGCAUUGGGUUGAGUUUCAAUCAAAGUUCUUUAGUGGGUCUGGCGAAAAAUUUGCACCUUUCUACUUUCCACGCUCCACCAUCAGGGAUUAAUUUUAAUCGAACUGUUGAACAACAUACUUAAAAUUGUUAAAGUGUUUGAAAAUAAAUAUAUGUACAAGUACAAGUUGUACAAGUCCACUGACA
Messenger RNA from Scaptodrosophila lebanonensis, 2757 nucleotides. It is a transcript of the gene Vha100-3, whose product is annotated as V-type proton ATPase 116 kDa subunit a. Gene Ontology annotation, cellular component: plasma membrane; vacuolar proton-transporting V-type ATPase, V0 domain; vacuolar proton-transporting V-type ATPase complex. The coding region runs from base 46 to 2664 and encodes 872 amino acids. The transcript has a single exon. NCBI's taxonomy places the organism in Eukaryota, Metazoa, Arthropoda, Insecta, Diptera, Drosophilidae. The record is from RefSeq and is a predicted model, not a curated record. Gene Ontology annotation, molecular function: proton-transporting ATPase activity, rotational mechanism; ATPase binding. Gene Ontology annotation, biological process: proton transmembrane transport; vacuolar acidification.